Messenger RNA from Penicillium verhagenii, 882 nucleotides. Its product is annotated as succinate dehydrogenase assembly factor 2. Gene Ontology annotation, cellular component: mitochondrion. NCBI's taxonomy places the organism in Eukaryota, Fungi, Ascomycota, Eurotiomycetes, Eurotiales, Aspergillaceae. The record is from RefSeq and is a predicted model, not a curated record. Gene Ontology annotation, biological process: protein-FAD linkage; mitochondrial electron transport, succinate to ubiquinone; tricarboxylic acid cycle. The transcript has 2 exons. The coding region runs from base 1 to 882 and encodes 293 amino acids.
AUGUCAGCACCUAGAUUGAUUAACCGCGCCUUGCGGCCCAUGACCGCGUCUUGCAAACCCGCAAUCAACCGCUCAUUCGGCGCGACUGCUCUACGCUUCAACGAUGCCAAAAACCGCGCCCAUCCCAAUGUCCAGGAGCACCGUGACAACCAGGCCAACAAGUCGCCGAACCAAUUCGUGCCGAACACCACCUCUACCAUGACUAAGGACUUCCCCAAUGUCGGAAAGAAGCCUGCGCCGCCCGAUAUGCUAAACUCUGUCAACCCAAACUACCGCCCCAACGACCCGUACCCAGGAAGAAUCGAGCAUUUCACCGGCGGUCGUCAAGAGAGUGGUGCGCAGAAGCCCGAGCUUGGAGUUGGUGAGAUGGAAGGUAUUACCUUCAAGGUUGAGCCUUUGAAGCGGGCUGGAGAAGAUACCAUGACCAUGCGAGCUCGGUUAUUAUAUCAAAGCCGCAAGCGUGGUAUCCUUGAGUCCGACCUCCUCCUCUCCACUUUCGCCGACGUCUACCUCCGCGAAAUGACUGCGGAGCAGCUCCGGGAAUAUGACAGCUUCCUCGAUGAGAACGAUUGGGAUAUCUACUACUGGGCUACCCAGGACCCGCCCGAGGUCACCGGCGAGAACCCUCCUGCCGAGGACGAGCUGACGGAGACCUGGAAGGAGGGUGCUUCCAAGAGCGGCGAGUGGGCGCAGACCAUUGGUGCAUUCAGGGCUGCGUACCGGCCUGUUCCGAAGCGGUGGGAUGGAUCUGCCGUGUUGGAGCUGUUGAGACAGCACGUGAAGGAUAAGAGCGCCCUUGGAUUCGAGGCCGCAAAGAAUAAGAAGACUGGUGGUGGUCGUGGGUUGGGACGGAUGCCGGAUGUGCAGGUUUUCGACUCCUAA